Molecule: messenger RNA, 1320 nt
Organism: Magallana angulata
Lineage: Eukaryota; Metazoa; Mollusca; Bivalvia; Ostreida; Ostreidae
Exons: 3
Coding region: 124-747 (207 amino acids)
Source: RefSeq, a predicted model, not a curated record
ACAGUCUAAGUUGUCUCUCUUUGUUAAUGCAAUAACAUGGCCGCGCACAGGUGUGUUAAGGUAGCAUAACUAAGAUAACUGUAAGAUACUUGUUGCUCGUCCAGUAGAAGAUUAUUGAAUAAAAUGGAUUUUACCAUGCUGCUGUUACUGACAUGUGUUGGAUUUCCGCUUUGCUCAGCUCUAAUGUGUACACAAUGUCACUCACUGACUGCAACAAGCGUCAUGAACAUGGGGACCGUGUUUCAGUCCAUACUCCCCAAUCUGCAUGACCCCCAGUGUGGCCUGGCCUACCAUAGCUUGAUGACCACCACCCCCACCCCCAUGCAGCCCUUCAAUCAGCAGCCAGUGCUCCCAACCACCUGUACCAUCAGUGCAGUUGGGGGCACUAACACAGAGAUCAGGUGUGGCUUCUACAAAGGAUACAUAGAGGUCAUGUCUCAGGAUGGCAUAGGGACUGCUUCUCUGAACGUGUUCUCUAUGACAUGCUACAAUGUUGACAUCAAUGUAGACUGGGGGUGCACGGCCCGCGAGUUUCCUCUUCCUGGGGACAAUCUUCACUUCGAGAACAUCCUGCAAAGUAAAUUCUCCAACACGGUGGUGCUAACUCGCUUUGUGGGUAGUGUGUGUUACUGCCGCCGGACAGACUGCACAGAUGUCAUCAAUGGCAGCUCCAAGUUAACUUCCCCGGUCCUUUGGAGUGCUCUUCUUGGUCUUCUAUUAGUACUUGUUAAGAAAUAUCAGUAUUGAAACUCAUUGACUAGUAUAUAUACCAGUACUUUUUGUGUGCUUGUAUUUGGUUAAAUGUUUUACUCAUCUAUUUUAAUGAAAACCUCAAUUUAAACAAAUUGCCAUCAUGAACCUAGAUUUUUUUUUAGAAAAUGUACCGUAUUAUGUUUAUCCAUCUCUUAUUAAUACUCAAGACCUUAUCUAAAGUAAAGAUGGAUGCCUUGUUACUGCAAGAAGUUGAAGAAUGAUUUUACAUUGAAUAUCAUCUUCCACAUUUCAAAUAAAAAUGUGCCAUUUACAUAUACAUGUAUAGAUCUAUAUUUUAUAUAUAUUUUCAAUGUUAUUUCUCAAUUUCAAGACUUUUACUUAUGUAUUUUUAUUUAUACCCAGUUACAUGUACAUGUAUCUGCAAACAUGAAUCUCUUGAACAUUUCAUCAUAUAUGCAUAUCUUAAAAACAUUAAUUACUACAAAUAAUCAAGGUACUAUGCAUUUCUGGAUAUUUUUUGUUAUAUGUAAUGCAUUAUUCAUGCAUUUAUCAAAAUGUAUAUUUGCAUGACCUUCAUUAAUAAAGAUUUACAAUAACCAUAGUAAA